AUGUCAAUGCAUCAUGUCGUGCUUGUUCGAAUAGCCACCCGAUUCCAUCCGCUGCCACCAAAGCUCUAUGAUGAACUCAUCGAGUUUAUUGUUGAUGUGUCUCAACAUCGUUACCGCACUGACCUUGCUCUUCUGUGGGUAACUGAGCUGUACUCGCAGUAUCAGGGAUUCACUGUAUGUUUCAAUCACGAUUACAUCUCUAACUUUGGCCGAGCACCCAAAAGUGAGCUCUUUGAGAAGUUUGAUACAACUCUAUGCAGUCUUUUGCAAAAACUUAUGGAUAAAGGUCAACACAAAGAGGCGCUGUUUCACAAGCUUUUGUUAGAUUCACCUCUUGUAACGACAAAUGCACUCAAAAUUUUGGAGAAGGCUUGUCUGGAUGAGGUCUAUUGUGCAUUUGGCAUGACCACACUUCGUGAACUUUUACUGACGCGAAACCGACAGCGUGGAGAACUUAUUGACAUGCUGUUUAGAUUGUGCUUCCACGAACGAGCAGAGGUGAAACAACUGUGCGUAGAUACAUUGAAGGAAUUGUGCUCUCUGAAGUACAUGCACCGUGACUUGCGAAUGAAACUCAUUGAGCAGUUGAAUGAGUGCACACUGCCAACACCUCCACCUCAUUUCGUUAGUUAUAGUGUGAGUAUACUCAAAUCUUAGUG
Messenger RNA from Strongylus vulgaris, 659 nucleotides. The record is from the annotation of a GenBank genome assembly. NCBI's taxonomy places the organism in Eukaryota, Metazoa, Nematoda, Chromadorea, Rhabditida, Strongylidae.